Molecule: messenger RNA, 603 nt
Organism: Lolium rigidum
Lineage: Eukaryota; Viridiplantae; Streptophyta; Magnoliopsida; Poales; Poaceae
Product: late embryogenesis abundant protein Lea5-like
Exons: 1
Coding region: 1-276 (91 amino acids)
Biological process (GO): response to stress
Cellular component (GO): mitochondrion
Source: RefSeq, a predicted model, not a curated record
AUGGCUCUCGCUCUCUCAGGCUCCGCUGCUGCGCGCGCUCUCUCCCGGCUGCUGGCCCUGACCACCAGGGGCUACGCGGCGGCUGCUGCGUCCGGCGCGAUGAGGCGCGGCGCCUCGGACAGGAAGGCGGCGGGCGAGGCCGAGAAGGCCGCCACCGACGCGUCCUGGGUCCCCGACCCCGUCACCGGCCACUACCGCCCGGCCAACCGCGCCGCGCCCGUCGACCCCGCCGACCUCCGCGCCGCCCACCUCGGCCGCACCCACGCACGGGCUUGAAAGGCCCGCUCCACCCUUCUACUCCCUCGCGUGAUAAACCGCUGAUAAGUAAUAGGGGAGGUCGGAGGUUCCUCCGCCGACGUGCCCGGACGUGCGCGUUCCCGACAAGCACAAGAUCCAUCUUACGCGGGAGCCAGGACCCAGGAGACAUGAAAAUGAAAGAAGGGAUCGGCGGCGGCGGCUUGCCUAUUUCCAGUUCGUGUGCGUGCGUGAUGUGGGCUGCAUGCCCUGUUUACUUAGCGUUGGUGUUAACCGAUCGAAGUUACUCCAUCCAACAGGGCUUGUACUCAAUAACGCAAGAAAUCACCAUUUUCUUGUUCGUUGAUA